Molecule: messenger RNA, 822 nt
Organism: Mesocestoides corti
Lineage: Eukaryota; Metazoa; Platyhelminthes; Cestoda; Cyclophyllidea; Mesocestoididae
Source: the annotation of a GenBank genome assembly
AUGUGGUCGUCUGCGGAUUUCGGAGGUUUUGGUGGUAGCACUAAUAUGGGUGGCGGAUUUUUUGCAAAUCCUUCUGCUGCAAGUGCAAAGGUAACUCCACACCUCAGAUUCUUCCAUAAUAAAAUGGCUCCACAGCGCGGUAUAAUUCCUUGUACAUGCGCCGAGGUUGAUUCUGCAACUCAAGAAGGCGACAAAUUUGUCUCACCAACUGGUAUUCAAUUUUCCCACAUCACCUUGGUCGGUGUCAUCCGGUCGGUCAACGAAUCACCCACUCGUAUCGAUUAUGAGAUUGAUGAUUAUAGUGGCCCUUGGAUACAAGUGAAACUAUUUGUUGAUGAUGACGAAUCAAUUCCCGAGUUUUCCAAAACGCGCCCCCUUCGAGAACUAUCUUAUGUUCGAGUGUACGGACAUGUUCGCAGCUUUCAAGGCGUUAGAAAUGUGGUUGCAUUCAAAGUUUUUCAAACCAAGGAUUUCAAUGAAAUUACUUGCCACAUCCUUGAAACUGUUUACGCACGAAUGUUGCAUGCUAAAUCAAGGAACCCUGGAGGACACAGCCAAGCUCUAGCAAAGGGCGGAAUGACGUAUAUGGAUUCAUCAAGUGCUGCUCCUGCUAGCAUCGGCGGUCUUACGGUCUUGCAAAGUCAAGUACUGGCAAGCGUUCGCGCGUAUCCUGACGAACGCGGUAUCUCGGUUUCUCAAAUUCGUGAAAAACUCCGUGGUGUUCCUGAGAAACAGAUACGAGACGACCUGGAUUUCCUCAGUGCGGAAGGACAUGUUUACUCAACCGUCGAUGACGACCACUUCAAAGCCACGGAAGCCUGA